GUUUUGAGGGCAAAACAUGGCGGACGGGUCUAUGGUCUUCUUGCUGCUAUCUUUUCUGGCUGUCAGUGUAUCUAGUCUGGAAGUAUGUACAAAGUUGGACGACUGCUCCUGUAAAAGGAGUAAUGGAAAAAUAAUCAGCUUAAGGAACAUCGAUGGCAAGUCUGGUCCCAAGUAAGGAGUCUUUAACUUUAAACUGCGAAGUUUGCACUUGUUGAAGCUCGCAUUGUACUUCUCUGGAUGCCAGAGGUCUUUCGCAAAGCAGCGGCGAGAAGCGUACAAGAGCUGAAUCGAUCAAUCCGUUGCCCCCAAAAAGGAAAAAAAAACUCUGGCAACCAGGGUAAAGCUACCUUUGUAUCGACGUUGCAAGCUUCUUGUCGCAGAAGGAGAAUGUGGGUGCGAAACCUUUGGCAAAUAAGAACCACCGAUACAUUUUUUUUCAGUAUCACAUACAAUGACCCCAAUUUAUGUUUCCAUGUUUCUUUACUUUUUAAUUUGAUCUUAUCAUGAUUAUUUUAUACAAUUCUCAUGAGCUCAAGCUUAAGCCUUGUAUAGGAAGAAAUAAUUGUAUGAGCUACCGUACGGAAAUCGCCUGAUGUCUUGUUACACUUUCAGUUCCCCCUUACAUGACGGCCAUGGAAUUUUCUGAGGGGGGGCUUUAAAAGCUAUUUAAGAAAACGAUAGCUGCAUGAACAGCAUUUGAAUAACCUGCAACCUCUUCUUUUGGAGAUGUUUUGGCAUAGAGCCCAACAUUAUUUUCUGUAUUGAUUAAUUAUUGCAACCCAAAUCAUGAUGGUCACAUCUGUUUCUCAGUGUAAGAUUCUCACUAAGUGGCUUUUGAGUAAUUUUAGACCAUUCGAUUAACAGCUUCUUGGGUUAAUAGAAACUGUUUAAGACUCAAUGUUAAACCAUUUUUAAUGUUGGCAAAUAUUGUCAUAACGGUACUCCACUCCAAAGUUUCUUUUAUGUUAUCAUUAAUUCAUCACCUUUUUGUGCUUAUAGUUCCACUCUUUUUUAAGACUUACUUUUCCCACUGGCCUUGCUGCCUUGAGAUAGUGUACCAUUCAGACUAUCCCCAUGUCUUUGUAUAUUGAAACUUUAGGGUGCAGAGGAUCAGCAUGAACUAGCCCAAAAGUCAUUUUGACUGCUAAGCCUCCACCCCCCCCCCCCCCCAAAAAAAAAAAAAUUGAUGAAGCACUACACGCAACCACUACCAGCCCACUUUUGAAGGGUUGGACAAGCAACUUAAAGAUAUGAGAGUUUGGCGCAGUCAUCAGGAGCCAAUUUAAUAAAACUCUUACAAGUGUAACGUUUACAACUGUGCCCAUUGUUCUAGAGUCGUAAGACAGUAGCUACGCUAAUUUUGUAAAUUUAUUACAGGGCUUGAAAUAAUGGGCAGUCAACGGACAAUGUCCGGACUGAUUGGAGAGUUGACUGCAGUCAACUUUUCGUCUUGCCGGGCAUGCACAUUGUAUUGAAAAAAUAAAAAUUAACAAAUUUCCACGCUGUUCAGUGGUUUCAGUUGUUAUCAGUAUGUAGCAAGUCGCUGUGUAUUGUGGAACAUUGAUCUGAAAUCCUGGGUGAAAUGCAACUAGAACCAUUGUUUACAAUUCAUACAUUGAAACAGACAUUGGGAUUCACACACUUCCAGUCACAAAAUUGAAAAUAUUUUCACUUUUGUUAGUUAAUUUUCUCCAUGAAUACAAAUUUUCUUCCCUUGUAAUGAGGAGUAACAUGGAUUACUGGCGGAGUUAUAAGAUCAAGAUCUCACACCUCGAUACAUACUCCAGAAAUCAUAAUAUUUGGAGGCACCGGACAAAUUUAAUGUGUACAAUAAUUUAUUUUUAUUGUUGGCAAUAAGUGCUUUGAAGUACUAUAAGCUUUAAGCAAAGACUUUUUUGGAAAUAUAUAACAUCAGUUUUGAUUCAUUGGCCGCUGUUUUAAGAGUUAUUUAUGUUAUCAAUUUGUCCACCCAGAAAUGAUACGUGACCAAGCUAAAAUGAAUUUGUCUGGACCUCAUGUCCAGAGACUCUCCAGAAAUUAUUUCAAGCCUUGUUAUUACACUUGGAAUAGUUUUAUUAAGUUGACCCCAGAACCAGUCUAUCUUAGCAAAAAGGAUGCAAUGAUAUGUGCUUCUGAUACAAAGCUUUUGGAACCUUUGCGCCAGAUAGACUAAUCCGGGAUUUAACUUUCUCGUGAUUUUUGCACCUGCAAUUUCUUGCGUCCCUGCAUUUAAAAUCUUGAAUUUUUAAGCGCUAGUAACUUAGCAAGUGACAAUUUUCACCCUGAUGAAGGUAGCAGUGCUGGAAUCCUGGGCUUUGGGAUGCAAGAUAGUGCUCAAAGAACUGACGAUUGAAAUCCAGAAUCCAAGAUCCGCUGACAAAGAAUCCACAAUCCAGUACAGUCAAACCCCACGUUUACUGAUACCCACUAAAGAUGGACACCUCAUUAUUAUGGACAGUUUGCUUUGUUCUUGGGGAAAGAAAGCCCGUGUUUUUUCUCUGAAUUGAAACCCCUUAAUACAGACACCUGGUUAAUACAGACACCUUCUUUGUUCCCCUCAGUGUCCGUAUUAAUGAGGGUUUGAUUUUACCGGCCUGGAAUCCAGAAUCUUACGAUGUCUUGGAUCACGUUACAUGGGGCCAAACGGUAGCUGUGCCUUAAAAAAAGAGAAACUUCUGUUUCAAAUGGCAAUACCCUGUUAAUUCGCAAAAUUUUGUAUAAAAUGUGUUAUUUUUUUGCCAGGUAGAACUUACAAAGAGGUGUAAUAUAUCUUAAUUUGCUGUUUCAUGUUGCUGUUGUUGUUUUUUUUUUUCUUCUUUAGAUUUACCGGAAUAAAACAAAAAUCUAAAGCAUUUACCUUCAGCUGGAAUCCAUGUACUAAGUUUUCGAUUCCCAGUCACUGCAAUGAUGUCUUGGUGAGUUUGUGCUACUGCUAUUAUGCUUUAAUGUGAACUGUAUUUUUAUUGUGUGUGCUAAAUUGAAAGAAACCCUCUAAAAUUCAAUUUUUAGAGUUUUCUUACUUCUCAUCAGCCAUCACAAUAAAUUUCACUUCAUCCAAGUACAGUGUGAAGUGAUUUUUUUCUAGGCGCAUUCGUAGGCCUCUUUUAUAUAGUGAAACAUUGCCUCAGGUGGAAGGGUCGACCACCUACCUAAGCUACCCAGGGCAAGCUAACAUUCCAUACAUUUCCUUACAAAAUGUGGUAAUCUAUUUACAAUUUAGACAUAAAUAGUUGCCUCGGCUAGAAGUAAGUCACUGUUCUGUAAUGGUAGGGUUAUCUUCCUUACCGGGCUAACUUUUCUCCACAUAUAAACACUUAAUUUGGCUCACCUAACUGCGGCGUCAAUUCAGUCAAGGCGAGCCGAAGCAUGUGCGAGUGCUGCAUUGGCUUGAGCCAAGGGGUCAACUUUUUUCUUAUGUAAAAUGUAAACACUAGCUAAAGUUACUCAGGUAGAGGGGUCAUCUUUUUCUCAUAUAUAACCGUUCGCUCAAGGUGACUCAAGGUGACUCAAAACAGGCCUUGUUACUUUUAUUCACUUAAUUUUGCACUGUUUUAUUAUGCUUACAACCUGAUAUAUAAAAUUAUGGUAAAUGAACUGAGUGGAGUGCAAUUUGUAUACUGAAAUCAUACAUGUGAUUUCAAAAUCACAAGUAUGAUUUCAAACCAAAAUUGCACAACACGAAGUUCAAUUACCACUUUAUUACAGCCAUUUUGAAAUCGCAGCGUUCAGUCAGUACUAAUAAUAUAUUUGACCAAGUAGCCGGUUUGUUGAAAAGUGGGAGCAAAAUUAAAAAGGAUUUUACAUCUACAGUGUGAUUCGUGAAUAAAUUACACUGCUAAGAGCCAAUCAGAUAAUUGCAGGGAUCACCAGUGAUUUCAAAAUAGGUAUAGUACUUAAUUUCAAUAACCCUUCUCUGCAUAACUCAUUUGAAGCCAAGUAAAAUACAAUUGAACCUCUCCACAAAGGCCACCUUGGGGACAAAAGAAAGUGGCCAUUGUGGAGAGGUGGCCAUUAUAUGGGGAGGUAGUUGUGUUACAUGACAAUUUUUUGAGGGAGCACAACAUGUUUUUUGUGCUAAGUUCAUGCUUCCUGUCUCCCAUAAUCACAGGUAAUCCAAUCACUAUUUAACGUAUAGAGAUAAGAUACACCAAAAUCUUCAAUUAUGACUUGAAUCACAAUGUUAACUGACACAAUGAGCAAGGUUUGCAACAUUCGCUAUUGUAUACAAUUUUUGCUCACUGCAGCAGUAAAAAUGAAGUAAAAUCAAAGUACCAUUGCCGCAAUUGGUCAUAAACAUGCCAAUUCGUGACCUUUCUUGACUAUUUCAUCAGUCACUGAAAAAAUCUGGCCGUUGUCGAGAGGUUGUUUUGGCAGUUGGGGACAUGCGUUAGUGCCGUUGCCGUUUUAGAAAGGUGGCUGUUGUCAGUGGAAGGGUUUAAAUAAGGUAAAUGUGUGGACUGUCCUCCCUGACAAAAUAAAGUGGUCGUUGUUGAGAGGUGACCAUUAUGGAGAGGUGGCCAUUGUGAAGAGGUGACCAUUGUAGAGAGAUGACCAUUGUAGAGAGGUGGCCAUUGUAGAGAGGUGACCGUUGUGGAGAGGUGGCCGUUGUGGAAAGGUGGCCCUUGUGGAGAGGUGGCCGUUGUGGAGAGGUGACCGUUGUGGAGAGGUGGCUGUUGUGGAGAGGUGGCCGUUGUGGAGAGGUGACCAUUGUGGAGAGGUGGACGUUGUGGAGAGGUGGCCGUUGUAGAGAGGUGACCAUUGUGGAGAGGGGACCAUUGUGGAGAGGGGACCAUUGUGGAGAGCUGGCCGUUGUAGAGAGGUGACCGUUGUGGAGAGGUGGCUGUUGUAGAGGGGUGGCCGUUGUGGAGAGGUGGCUGUUGUGGAGGGGUGGCCGUUGUGGAGGGGUGGCCGUUGUGGAGAGGUGGCCGUUGUGGAGAGGUGGCCGUUGUAGAGAGGUGACCGUUGUGGAGAGGGGGCCAUUGUGGAGAGGGGGCCGUUGUGGAGAGGUGGCCGUUGUAGAGAGGUGACCGUUGUGGAGAGGUGGCCAUUGUGGAGAGGUGACUGUUGUGGAGAGGUGGCCGUUGUAGAGAGGUGGCCGUUGUGGAGAGGUGACUGUUGUAGAGAGGUGGCCGUUGUGGAGAGGGGAGCAUUGUGGAGAGGGGACCAUUGUGGAGAGGUGGCUCCUGUAAAGAGGUGGUCGUUGUGGAGAGGUGACCAUUGUAGAGAGGUGGCUGUUGUGGAGAGGUGGCCGUUGUAGAGAGGUGACUGUUGUGGAGAGGUGGCCGUUGUAGAGAGGUGGCUGUUGUGGAGAGGUGGCCGUUGUGGAGAGGUGACUGUUGUAGAGAGGUGGCCGUUGUGGAGAGGUGGCCGUUGUGGAGAGGUGGCCGUUGUGGAGAGGUGGCCGUUGUGGAGAGGUGGCCGUUGUAGAGAGGUGGCCGUUGUAGAGAGGUGGCCGUUGUAGAGAGGUGGCCGUUGUAGAGAGGUGGCCGUUGUAAAGAGGUGGCCGUUGUAAAGAGGUGGCCGUUGUAGAGAGGUGGCCGUUGUAGAGAGGUGGCCGUUGUGGAGAGGUGGCCGUUGUGGAGAGGUGGCCGUUGUAAAGAGGUGGCCGUUGUAAAGAGGUGGCCGUUGUAGAGAGGUGGCCGUUGUGGAGAGGUGGCCGUUGUAGAGAGGUGGCCGUUGUAGAGAGGUGGCCGUUGUAAAGAGGUGGCCGUUGUAGAGAGGUGGCCGUUGUAGAGAGGUGGCCGUUGUAGAGAGGUGGCCGUUGUAGAGAGGUGGCCGUUGUGGAGAGGUGGCCGUUGUGGAGAGGGGGCCAUUGUGGAGAGGUGGCCGUUGUGGAGAGGUGGCCGUUGUAAAGAGAUGGCCGUUGUAAAGAGGUGGCCGUUGUAGAGAGGUGGCCGUUGUAGAGAGGUGACUGUUGUGGAGAGGUGGCUGUUGUAAAGAGGUGGCCGUUGUGGAGAGGUGGCCGUUGUAGAGAGGUGACUGUUGUGGAGAGGUGACCGUUGUAGAGAGGUGACUGUUGUGGAGAGGUGGCCGUUGUAGAGAGGUGACUGUUGUGGAGAGGUGGCCGUUGUAGAGAGGUGACUGUUGUGGAGAGGUGGCCGUUGUAGAGAGGUGACUGUUGUAGAGAGGUGGCCGUUGUGGAGAGGGGACCAUUGUGGAGAGGUGGCUGUUGUAAAGAGGUGGCCGUUGUGGAGAGGUGACCAUUGUAGAGAGGUGGCUGUUGUGGAGAGGUGGCCGUUGUGAAGAGGUGACCGUUGUGGAGAGGUGACCGUUAUUAAAGGUUCCACUGUAGUUUGAAAUUGACGUGAAAAAAGAAAGGUCUAUUUCAGCACGUAGACAACUGACAAUGAAUUGUCCGCAUUAGCGAGGUGAAAUUUUCCGUUUUGAUUGAAAUUAAACAAUUGCAAGUGCCGGUGUCCGCAUUAACGGGUGUCCUUAUUAAGCCGGUUGAAUUUAGAGAAAAUGGAAGGGUUUUCUUUCCCCAGGGACAAAGCAGGUCAGCAUAAUUAAAGCGUUUGUCUAUAAAGCGGGGUUUGACUGUAGAGUUUUGAUUGACUGCUGUAACACUUAAGUUUAUCAUCGAGUCCUGAUAUUAUGAGAAAGCAAAAUUUGAGUCGAGGCUCCUUUAACAGUACACAAUACGACCAUAUCAGACAACUGAAGUUGGAAAUUUCUGCUUAUAUAUUUUGGUUUUUUUAUCCUUGUAUAGCUAUGUCAACGUGGGAGUGGCGACCUGGAUUAUCCUGUGGCAAAAACAGCAGAUUCCUUCACAAUAAUAGAGGGUAAUAUUGUUCUGGUUUAUGAAGAAGUCACUGGUUUCGACAACAAACAAAGGUAAAACACAGAAAACUUGUACACACGAAGAAGUGCAAAAUAACAUGGUGGUGAAAUGUCGUUGUAAAUAAAGGAUAUCAUAGUAAUCUUCAUGCUUCAUGUUCCUUACAUUAAAAGUCAGUUAUUGAUCUUGGCAGAGUUUUGCCGUGGGAGCUUAAGGAACGACGAUGGCGAAGUCAACAACUUCGAUGCAGUCGUUUAGAAUUCAACUCUACAAAAAAAAUUGUUAACAUUUGACGAAUUGAACGAGGUACAACAAGCGCGAUACAGUUUGAAGCAGCGCGACUUCACUUUUUAAGUGAUUUUUUCGUAGCCGUCGCCUUCGUUGUUGCUUAAGCUCCCUUUUAAGAUGCAACGACGGCGACGACAACGAGAACGUCAAGGAAGCAAUAGGUUGAAUAGGCAAAACAAAAACUUUGCACGUACGUCACGCUUUUUUGUACAUUUCUUUGCCGUCACUGCACGACUAACAAGCGACGGGUAAAUUUUCUCAAAUUCGGCUCAAAAAGAGUUCGCUUGCAUUUGAUAAAGUAAAUGAGUUGGAGUAAUCGCGAUAGAGAUUGGCCGUAUUCACACUUGAGACGGAUUAUCCACUGGAUAAUUCGCGUCAGACAGAUAAUACGUCUUACUUUGAAAAUGGAACGGUCUUAAUUUUGGAGGGAUAAUCUGCCUGAUUUUACCCACAUGUGUUUCCCUCAAUUUUGACGGAUUUUGAUUUUAAGUGACGUUUUCGUCCCCCGCGUCGCCGGCGAAGGAUCUUAAGCUCUCUAUUGUUUUAAAGCUCUCUAACAGGGUAUAUAAAUGGCACGCGCCAAAGAGAUUCAGGAGUUUACAAAUAUUUCUAAUUAACAUUGAGUGCUCAUUAGGGUUACAUGUGUUACUUUUCUUGUUACAAAGGAAAGGAGUGAUUACCUUGAAAUGCGAUGAGAGCAAAUAUCCUGGUAAUUUUUCAGAGUUUAUUGAGACUGGCUCUUCGUCCUCCUUCCAGUAUGUAAGUACAUUAUGGCAAACUUAGUUUGACCUUAGGACAACAGACCGAUUUAGAAAUACUAAAGUUGAUUUUUGGUUCCAAUGUGUGGCCAUCAAAAUCAUGUACUGUAGUAUUUAUCCCUGAACCUCAAGGUGGUUUUUACCCCAAGCCUCGGAGCCAAGUUUGAGUUUUGAUUUAUCGCGAUAAACUGAUUGGUCUAUUACACGGUGACAUCAUUUGUCGACUUACUAGUGGGUGCGAACGUCAACGGGCUGGGAAGUUGGGGGAGGGGGCAGAUUUUUACAAGAAAACCGUUUACCAGGUAUACAUGUACUUUUUUCCGAUCCAUGCCUAUAAGUAACGCGUGAAAUGCGAAUCCUAAACAUCCUAUAAAUAUUGUGAAAGGUUUGAACCCAGGAGUCAUUUCAAAAGUAGGUUUAGUUUGAUCGUCCGGGUGAACGUAGUCCUGAAUAGGACUGUUGUUGUUGACAGUGACUGACGUUUCGACAACCUGUGCGGUAGUCAUCUUCAAAGUCAAAGUGAAUUGUAUCACGUCAGUUGAGAGUAUUAUACUCUGGUUAUUUAUCUUACCAAUAAAAAAUAAAAUUAACUGCGAUAAAAGAUAUUGGGAACUUCACGCAUCGACGACGGAAGGUUUUACUGACGGCAUUCCCGACCGAAAGGGACUGGAACGAUAUCCUCAGUCUCUCGACUGUCCAGUUACGUUACUCAUCUAGAUGAAUUCUAGGACGGCGCUCCUGAUUUUGGCGCGAAAUGCAGAAAACGUUUUCUCGGCGACGCGGGCGAAAGCAAUUUAGACUUUUACUAUUUAUCUGUGCAACUUUUAGUUCUAAAACCGGGAUUCCUGACUAGUGAGUGCUUUAUACGGUAUGCAUUCUUUUCUUAAAGAAAAGUCGGAGCUAUGUUGCUUUUUGCUCACAGUGAAAAUUUGAUCAAUGACGAAGAAUUUUUUGCGGUUGUAUGAUUUGAACAAGUCAAGCCAGAAUUCUCGUCCAUGUAGCCUCAUAUUAAAGAACCAUCUAAUAUGCAACAGCUCACAAAUUUUUGGUAACACUUUCUUUCUUGAAUCAACGGAAACUAGUGGAAACAAAACUACGUCCGUUUCCUGAGUGUAAAAUAGUUUAACUUUCAAGAUGCGCGUUUCGAUUUGUCAAAAACACCGGUCAACUUGAAGUUGAAAGUCCGCGUUAAACAUAUCAGGUUGGAAACUGUGAUGAAUGACCUGAAGUUAUGUCUAUGGAGCGGUAAAUGAAGCGAAGGAAAUUUAUUUUCUAAGCAAUACAACCCACGUCUACUCACGGCGACAAGUCGACUUCAAAACAGGCCAACAAAAGUCGUGGACUGGAGCACGACGGCUUUUAUACGUAAAUGCCUUCACGAUUGCGCAUGCUCGUGACGUAAUUUCAAAGCGAACGCCGUCGCGAGUCUUAGCUUCCCGUCGUUACUGCGUAAAGUCCCUAUUAGCUACAACAUUAUUACAACGCUAUUAACUAAAUAUUAAUUGCUAUCGUUAACUGUUUCACAGGCGGCGACGUUUACUUCCAAAUGUGCGUGUGAUGAUGGCUGCCCUAAUGUACCCGCUGGUGGUAAAGGAUCGCAACGACUGAGCACGGGUAGCAUCUUACUUAUAGUGUACGUCAGAAACAUAUUGGCCGUAUUCACACUAGAGACGGAUUAUCCGUGUGAAACGGGUAAUCCGUUGGGUGAUUCGCGUCAGACAGAUAAUCCAUCUUAGUUUGAAAAUGGAACGGUCUUUAAUAAUUUUAGAUGGACAAUCCGCAUGACUUUAUCCAUCUGUUUUUCCGUCAAUUUUGACGGAUUUCGAGAGGGGAUCAUCACAAAACCAGAACGUUUCUUGACUUUUCACAAACACAAAAUGCCUCUAUUAAUUCCUUGGGCUUUUUCACAGGCCAAAAAAGCAGAUUUACCUACCCUUUCUUACACUUUAACCGGUGAAAUCCCUACCCUUUCAUAUACUAUGCAGACACCUGGAAAAAGGUCCCGUUUCGGGCGGAGCCUCCCUGUAUGGGCCAUUAUAGGGAGUACCCCCCGAGACGACAACAAAGAGCGGAUAGCGUGUACUGAGGGAGGGUCUUGUUCGGGAACACCGGAUGAGAUCCAGCCCUCUUCCGUUUGUUAUAACGCGUUAAAAAUGACCUUUUUUAAUCUUAACCAGGCUUGGUGUUAUCCAAGCAGGCUUACUUUUUGUUAAUAUAUUCAAGACAGUAUGAGACUUCAUCGUUGGUCAGCGACUCUGUCACGCUCUGUAUCCAGCUAACAUGUUGAAAAACGGUUCAUAUUAAUUUUCUUUUUUUUUCUUUCUUUUCUUUAAAACGCUGCGUUACGCAAUAUUAGCAGAUGUAUUAACUUUUAACAUGCGCUCACAUAUUGAGUUUGGGACUUUUGUGGAGGAGCCUUAAAAUUUUGAGACCUUUUAGCAGUGAUCUCCAAAUGUAAGAAGUGCAUACAAUUGAGUCAUCACUGAUGGGUUGAAAGAUGCUGCGUGAGCAAUCAGUGGCACGCUGCCAUACGCCAAACAAAUUGCCUCUAGCGACGUUUUGUAAGAGAGAGAACUGAUACAAAUUUUGACUUGUAUAAGGCCCAGAGAAAAAAAUGUACAUCACUUCGACGAAAAGCGAUAAAGAGGCAGAUCGGGACGAUCCCGCAACCCGGCAGAUUUUUGGAGAACGUAUCGACCAUUUUUUCACUCUAGGAGCGCUCACCAAGCGAACGACAUUAUCCUUAAAGAAGACGGUACCUUUAUCAACGACAAGAAAGUUCUUGCAGAGCUCUUUAAUGGCUAUUUCGUUAACAUUUUGGGAGAUGCUGGUGAAACAGCUAUAAAAAUGGAUUAUGCUGCUGAUUUUAUGGAACAUCCUAGUAUUGGAGCAAUAAAGCACUACAGGAUUGAGAAAGAAACUUUUAGAUUUGAGCCGGUAAACUCCCCUAAGGUGAAACAGCUACUAUUUCCAAAGCUACUACUUCCAAAGUUACCUCAGCGGAAGGUAUCAAAAGGUAUGUGUUGAAGGUAAACUAUCUGAACCGCUCGGUAUUCACUCCGGUAUACCGCAGGGAAGUAUUCUUGGUCCUGCUCUUUUUCUGCUCUUCAUAAAUGAUCUGCCUCUAGUACUGAAGAAUAAUAUUGGCAUUUAUGCUGAUGACUCGAUCCUCAAUGCAUCUGCAACUACCUUAGCUGAAGUCGAGGAGAAAAUUAGACCUGACAUUGACGCAGUAUCGAUGUGGGCAAAGGAAAAUAAAAUGAAAAUGCAUCCAGCAAAGACAAAGUACAGUAUAAUUUCGACAAGACAAAAAAUUGCAAAUUCAGCAAAACAAUCUCUUGACCUUUCAGUUGACGGCAUGCAUCUCACUAAGGUUGAGUCAGAACGUGUCUUAGGAGUAUAUAUUGAUAGUCAUCUCACCUGGAACGAACACACUGACACACUGCGCCGAAAACUACUUCAAAGAAUUGCAAUUUUAGCAAGAGCUCGGAAAUAUAUACCAACCAAAUAUCGAUUGCUUCUCUACAAUGCAAGUAUCAAACCGCUCUUUACUUAUCGCUGUACUGUUUGGAGCAACUGUAGCCAAACCAACUUAGAGGAACUGUUUAAACUUCAAAAACGCUGCGCUCGAUUAUUUUUGGAUAGUCCUCGGGAUGCACGAUCGUAUGAUAAUUUUUAAAAGCUUAAGUGGCUACCAGUUGAUCAACUAUUCAAGCUCAAUAAAGUCAGCCUUUGAGAGAAAGUUAUUGAUGGUAGGGCACCGAAAUACUUAAUUACAACCUUGGACUCACUUCCGUUUAAACACAAGUACUCUAACAGAACAAAAAAGGUUAUACCGCUUACCGAAACCCAGAACUGAAUCAAUGAGGAGAACAUUCUUUUAUUCCUUAACUAAACUAAAUGCUCUUAGCUUAGAACCAACCACCUCCUUUAGCUUAAUGAAGACAACUCUGACUAAUAACGUCGCCUCAAACUAUACGGUGGACAAUUUUAAAGUUAAAAAGUUAUUCUGAGUUUUAAAAAUCUUUGCUUUUUUUAAUAUCGUUGUAGACUGGAUUCCCUUUUUUACCAAUGUAUUCACUUCCGUUUUUAACAUCUCUCAAUUUUUUAAAGCUUUAGAAUUUUUAAGAACCUUUUAUUAUAAUCACUAUUUGUAAAUAUGCUUUUCAUCAUGAAACUCCGGAUUACAUCCAACGCUCCGCUAUUUGUGAUAAAGCGUUAAAACAUAGCCUUCUUUAAUCUUAAUCUCUUCCUGUGUUUUUUGGUGUGAACUCAUCGAUUUAGUCGGGGCUUUUUGGCUGUUAUUGUGUGACCCCUGUCACUCUCCUCAAAACACAGCAAUACAUCAAAGGUAACUCUCCUUAAUCUAUUUUAUAGAAAAAAAGGAAAGAUUAAAUGAUACUUAGCAUUCCCAGACCUCAGUUUUUUUAUUUCUCAUACAAAGUCUCAAUGGUCGCUCGUGACGGGACAGCGACUCUCUUGUGAGAAAAUUCCCAUAACACACUCAUAAAGUGAGCUUGGGACGCCUACAGUGUUUUACUCGUAUGGACAGCUGCAAUUGUGAUCUUAGCUUAUCGUUUAGCAAAGAAAAGGGGUCGACCUGUACCUAUCCAAAGCGGCUCUCUGAUUGGUUGGCUCGCGAGAACAACAGGAUUUUUUUAUGGAGAAGUUGUUAUGCACGCAUUAGUUACUAUUUCCCAUCAGGAUCCGUGACUUUCUUCAUAGUUUCCUACAGCCAAACAACUUUUUGCUCCCCCUUCCUCAGUUUAUAUUUUGUGUAUGUGCGCAUCUUCGAAGUCAUCAGAUUUGGUGUUGUGUGCCUUGAUGUAAGAUGUAAAUUGAUGUCAAAGAAUCUUCCUUCAAUAACAGCUAUUAAUGUCAGUGCUGUCAGUAACAGGAGACACGGGCUGUUCCGGUUGUACCGAGUGUACCCGGCUGUACAGAGUGUAAAUUGUCUGUAUAUUGUGAAGCAUUAUAUUUCAAGAGUAGUAUAUCGAGAAAGCAAUAAGAUAAGUUCGUCACAGUGAUCAAGACGUUUACAGGUAACACGUUUUAUCAGAGUCUUAACAAUUUUAAAGGCGCGCUGAUAUAUCAGAGGCGGAUCCAGGAUUUUUGUAUCGUUUUGAAGCGUUUUGGGCUAGUUUUGCUAGUCUGUCUUAACCUUCAUAAUAAGAUCUAGCGGCUAAAGUCAAAAACCUCGGCGGCGAGGCCCGGACUGUCUCGCGAUCGAUGUUAGACAGACAGGCUAGCAAAACCAGCCCAAAACGCUUUAAAACAACACAGGAACACAAAACAAGGCAAAAGUAAGUUCAUUUUCUUUGCUACACGAUAAGCUAAGAUAACGCGAUAUAAAAAGCUAUAAAAAGCUACGUUACGCAAUAUUAACAGAUGUAUUAAUUUUAACAUGCACGCACAUGUUGAGUUUGGGUCGCCUGUGGAGGAGCCCUAAAACUUUGAGACGUUUCAGUGGUGAUUUCCAAACGUAAGAAGUGCGUAUGAUUGAGUCAUCACUGAUGGGUUAAAAGAUGCUGACCCUUAGCCUAACCUAGUGCGCCUAAGGUCUAAGCAAGUGGCAUUGACUUGCAUGAUUAUUUUUUUAAGUCUUACUUUUCUCCUUUGUUGCAGGUUUAUUCCUUUGAUUUUCGUCUAUUUUAUAGCUGGGAUGUUAUAUAAUAAAUAUCACAAGGGGACUAACACUUUCCCUGAAAUGAUUCCUAAUCAUUCUUUCUGGAGCGAUUUCCCAUUUUUGAUCAAGGUGAGAACGGCAAGGGACCCUUUCCAUAGAAAACGGUCGCAUGGUGUAAAAACAAUUCUUGCUGGACGGCAAACAACGCAGUGGAACCUUGAAAAGAAAGGAUGUUACCUUUUUGAAAGACGUAAUCUUUUUGUUUUUCUUGCCCCACUACGUCGUUUGCCACCCAGCAAGUGUUUUUGUCCCAUGUGACUAUUUUCUCUGCUUAGGGUCCAUUUUCACACACAGUUACAUUCAUUCUGCUCCUGCAGUCACAAUUUUGGUCACACACUGUAAGGCGUUGAAAAUUGCACGAUUGUUUAUCAUGUUUAUUUGGGAAGUGAAAUUUUCGCACUUCAUAGAAUUUACAUUCACGCAGUUUUCGACACACAGUUGCUGGUGUAACGUAGCUCUACGAGCAGCUUACAGCGACCAGAUUAACUACUUCGUACAAGAGAGGAGCCACCCAAUGGCCUCCACUGUAAUAUAAAGCAACGUCACUAGGCCUUCAAUAUUUGAAGCUUAAUGUCUUUGCUUCCCCACCUUACUGAGAAAUUGGAUUCUGAAUAUGACUUUUCUACCAGGUAGAAUUUUUGAAAGCAGUUCCCAAAAUAUCCUGCUUUGUCAGUGUCUUGUAGCUAAAUUAUUUGUCGUAGGCGUAGGCAAUUUGCGGGGCACUGUAAAUCACAUCAGCUAUUUGACUACCUUUUUAUUGACCUACGUGACGAUUAAAGUACAUAUAGAUAAGUAUGUGUAAUCAAAUGGUGACGAGUGAAGUUAGGGAAUAAUUUCCCGCGCGGUUUGUCCAAAGGCUAAAGGCUCGGGAAAUUAUUAGGAUUUGGACAAAACGCGCGUGAAAUUAUUCCCUAAUUUCACGAGUAUACCAUUUGAUUACCUAUUAAUAUCAUGGGUGACGAAUUGCGUUAGCAAUCUUGAAUUUUUGACAUGUUUAUCCUGGAUCGUAUCGAUCGAGAACUCCACUCUCUUAAAUGUUUAGACCUUAAAUUUGGCUUUUAGAGUUCAGAAUUUCUCAGACUUUUUCGGCAAAAUACCUGCUAGAAUCCUUCUUGAUGUUCUCUUGUGUGUACAGGUGUUCUAAAGCGUCUUUUUGUGCCCUGACAUCUUCAUUCACGGCAUUUUAAAACUUCGUCGCCAUCUUGACACUGAGACGUACAGAAGGGUUGCCAUGGCAAUUUUGUAAUUUCACAUGUGAAAUUACAAAUUAACGCUGAAAUUUCGCGCCAAAAUUAAGGAGUAAUUCGUCACCUAUGAUAUUAAGUACGUCAUUUUAAAGCUCGAAGCCUUCUAACAGGUUAUCCAGCUGGUACGUAUAGUGAAAAGGGGGUUACAUGGAAGCAAACUGCACACUAGCAGAGCAUUUUCCGCAGCAAACAACUUUUCUCUCAACUGCGCAUGAACGUUCCAUUAUCCUUUUGCAGUAAUCUGCAGGUGACGGAAUUAGCUUUAAGCUGAUCGAAACGUCUGAAAAAUUAAUAAUUUGAAUGAUAAAUAACAAUUAUUCACAACAACAACAACGCCCAACCGUUUUAUUUACCAAGUUAAAAAAAGUUUACAAACGAAAUGGUUGGUUUUUGUUGUUGUUGUUGUUGUUGUUUUUGUUGUUGUUGAAUAAUUGAUGAUUAUCAUUCAACUUAGUAGUUUUUCAGAAGUUUUGAUUGACUUAGAGAUAAUUAUUUACUGAAGUGGAGGUGGUUAGUGGUGGGUAUUUCCCGAGUGGUAAAUAUCCACCACUAAAGACUAAAAAGUCAUCCGUCUGUUCGCUCCAUCCUCCAACGGGCGGCAAGGUGAUAGACACGCCUAAUUUCCCAGCGUUAUAAUGUCGUCCCGUUCUUCCCGUGACGUCUCAGACUUAUUUAUGCAAUUAUUACGGUAAUUCGGGAAGCCAUUUCGCUCUUACCUUACCGGCGAGUUUGGCGUCGCUAGGAGGUGAAUAGCACUGGAUAUCCCGAGUUUGAGUAGCCAAUCAGUGCACGCCAAAAACUUUUUAGAAAAUGACUAAGAUAGUACGCGCGCUGUGAUUGGCUGAGAGGUGUGCCUGCAUGAGAUUAUGAAAACAUGAUUGUAACAUAGAACGUCGAAAUGUUUUGCUUUGGGCUCGUUGAUCACGCAAGCACGCAUUUCAAAAACGUUUUGAGUUGAAAACUGGACGAGUUUACUUUUAAUUAUUUACAAUUGAAAAAAACGUUUCUUCGCCUCAAUUGAAUUCAAAAAAGAACGGUCCAGUUUUGUUAUUUAAGACUUAUAUUUAGGCAUUGUUAAAAGCCGUUUCAUGUCGUCUGUUGCUUAGUAUACGUACGGAUGACAAGGAUGGACAUGGAUUGAAACUUGAAAAAAAAUGACCAACUCUUUCAAAAACCGAAAAAAAAAAAUGUGUUAGUGCUUUACGACGAAAUUUGUUUGUUAUGUUCUUCACAACUCUACAGGAGCAUUUUGUGUAUGGUCAAAGGUACUAAGUAAUGACGUCAGCACAGAAUUGACGUAAAACAGCAAUAUUCUCGCGACAUGGCACCUUUAAGUAGAAGGUAAACAUUUCCAUCAUUUAUCUUUCAGGAUGGAUGCGUCUUCACGUUUGAGGGUAUUACUGGAUGCUGCGUUAGUUUGUGUAUGAGACUUAAAGGAGACUCCUAUGCCAAAAUAUAAUCACUUUGCACGGAGCAAAUACGAUGUUAGGACAAAAAAGUUGGACCAAUUUGAUAAAAAAAUUACUGUAGUGGGUGUAUAAAUGCUUUUCGUGCUUCAGCGUGCGUGGCUAUCAUUGUGAUAUCCCCGAUGAAAAGAGCAAAAUUUUGAUUGGGUGGCACCCAAGCUUCAUAUAAGUCGACGAACGUAAGAGGGAUUUAGUCAAAUUACAAAUCAGUACGGUUAAGGUAGGAAACAAAAUGCGACAGUGUUAACUCAUACCAAGGACAUGUCAUAAUUCAUAAAGAACUCUUCAGCGGCUAAUACUUAAUAUCUCGGUAUGAAAAAUGCAACCGCAAUUCGUUAGAAUUUACUACCCCUUCCCACCUCCUUCUGUUUUGUGCCUUUGCCGAUGAUACCCAAAGAAACCUUUGCCUUUAUUAACUGGGCUUGCCGAAUGCUGGCCCAGUUCAUAAAAUAUCUUCGAUGUUUUCUCCGGGGGGUUAUUUCUACCAAUUCGUAGUUGGGGUGUGCCGUCCUGAUUCUUUAAAACGUGACCGUAGACCCUAUUUCAGACCAAUAACUAUUAGGUAAAUGUAAGGAAGUACUCCUCCGGGAUUGUGGGGUGUGUUGCUUAUUUCAGAUCAAUACCUACGAGGCAAAUGUAAAGGAGUACUCCCCGGGGAUUUUCGUUGUUAUGGUGGUAAACACUAUAAAUAAGCACAUUAUAAACGAAGGCAGCCAUUAAAUGAAAAUGUGUUUGAAGCUAGCGCACUGUGCCUUUUCAUCGUCUCCUUCAAAAGAUGUUACGAUGAGUACCUUUUGCGG
Molecule: messenger RNA, 17023 nt
Organism: Porites lobata
Lineage: Eukaryota; Metazoa; Cnidaria; Anthozoa; Scleractinia; Poritidae
Source: the annotation of a GenBank genome assembly